AUAUAUUUUUCAGUUAGAGGUUGGCAAUCGGUACGUUAGCAAGUGUUCACAUCGGUCCGUUAUCCGUACUAAAUUAAUCGGUACAAAGUGAAUAGAAUGUUUAAAAUUUGCGAAUUAUUGAUUCUCGGUGUCUAGCAGUGGCUCACAUUGCAAACACUGCUGAAAACAGGUGGAUUUCUUUCAUCAAAAAGGCGACAUAUUUCUGAUUUGCAGGUGAUCAGAGGAAGAUGAAGUUGGUGGUCUAAUUGGAAACAUACGUGUAUGCGUGGUAAAAGUGUAAAACCAAAAAGAAUGCCAAUGCGAAUGUGUGAGUGUUAAAACCUGCUUCUGCUUCUUGGGCGACCGACCGCGUGAAGCUUUUCAUGUUUACGUCUUGUCUUCAGCGGAAGCCGACGAACGGGAUAAAGGAGAGAAAAGUAGUGAAAAAUACAAGUUUUUCGUUUUCUGCUUUCGCACCACCGACAUCGAAGUGAGUCAAUGCACUUGUAUGGGAAAAUGAUAUCUGAAUCAAAAGCGUUCAAUGGAGGCGCUAGCUUGUUGUAAAAGUUUUCUACUCAUAAUGAGUUGAAUGAAGAGAGGUUGAAAAGAGGAAGGCGUAAAAAAGUUCAGUUCGUUCUUGCAUUUCUUUAUCGAGGAAGUGGUAAAGAAUGUGUGGCAGUUUAACGGAUUGAAACAUCUUUUGUGGAUCUAGGCGGAAUAUAAUUAUACACAGUGGUGAAAAAGAAACAAACGGCGGCUGGGGUGGUAUAAACAUCUGCUGCUGUGCCUUAGCAGAAUUGGAAUUGAUAAAAAGUUCCUGUUUUAUGAUUGCGUUCAUUGAGAAAGUAGUCAGGAAAAAUCGGAUAGCCUUUCAGUUGAAAAAUCUCAUCAUGAAAUAAUUUCCCAAUCACACUUGAACACAAAAUGAAGCUACCAGAAACUCGAAUAGCAUCGUUGGCGCUAUUGGUUGUUCAAGUUAUAUCUCUUUGGCGAUGUGUCAGUGGCUAUAUGGUUAUAGUCAGUGAAAGCGAUGAACCAAAUAAAAUAGUGUUCAAUGCAUCCGUUUACAAGUUAGGAUCCGAAAGGCACUACAAAAUCAACACACAUAAAACUGCCCAUUUCGUUCAUCAUUUGCUCAAAGUAGAUCCAAACAGUGGACAAAUCCACCUAAGGAAACGGUUGACAUGCGACGGCAUUUAUUACCCUAGCUUGUUCACAUUUUAUGUUGAUUCUACCUCUAAUCGGCUUCGGAGUAUUGACUAUUACAGUUUGCCGCUGCGUAUAUUUAUCACCGGGACCAAUUGUACAGACGAUUCUUUUGCGGAAAGUUUUCGACAUUUUUUCGAAGAAGAUGAUACAGGAUAUAAUAGGAGACGCAAACGAGCGAGCGAAGAGCAUGACGAUCGUUUGUACGGGCAGUAUGUUGGCAAUGAUCUCCACAGCUACUAUCGCGAAUUUCCAUGGCUAAUAUCACCGCCAGUAACAAAUUAUACUUCCUUCCAAGAUGGAGACAUAUUAUUUGAUAGCACAGAGAAGAAUGCUUACCGUCAUUCUAUCAUUGUACGCAAAAAACGCGGUCUAACGGAGCCACCGGACCAACGAAUACAUCGAAAAAUUAAUGAUGCACGGCAAUGGAUAUCUGAAACGUAUGCUUCUUAUGCAAUUCACACAACCGAUAAAUGGAAUCAAAUUUGCCUAAAAAAGUCUCAAUUCAUUAAUUCAAUAAAUUCGUUUUUACCAAAGACAGUUCAACAAUAUUGCUCAGUUAAAUAUUUGGACGUCAAUGAUGGCCGGUUUAGAAUAGAAUCAAAAUCUGGUGAUUUGGUGGCUAGUAAUGAUUUGUGCAUAGCGGAAUCGUAUUGGAAGGUAGCUAUUACAUUCAAUGUGAAAUGUAAUCGCAAAGAUGUUGUAGAUGCCGAUCAUAGACUGAAAGUGGUCUACCAUCAUCAAGAAUUAAAUGAUACAGAUAUUGCCAAACGUGUCAAACGAGAGCUACGCAAUCAAAGUCCAUACUUUGAGCAAGCACUAUAUGUAGCAUCCGUACAAGAAGAACAACCACCCGGGGCCUCGGUAACGACUGUUCGAGCACGUGAUCCUGAAGAUUCCCCAGUUGUGUAUUCUAUGGUUUCGCUAUUAGAUUCACGUUCUCAAUCCAUGUUCAAGGUAGAUUCUCGAACAGGAAUAGUAACAACCGCGGCAAGUCUUGACCGAGAGCUAAUGGAUGUCCACUAUUUUCGUGUUAUCGCAACUGACGACAGCUUUCCACCACGAUCGGGCACGACGACGCUGCAGGUAAACGUUUUGGAUUGCAAUGAUCACACUCCUUCGUUUGAGUCUGAAGAAUUCCUAGCUAGUAUUCGGGAAGGCGCCAGUGUUGGUUCAACAGUAAUCACCAUCAGAGCUACCGAUCAAGAUAUUGGUAGAAACGCCGAUAUUGAAUACGCAAUAGUAAGUGCCAACGGUGAUGGAUCAACUUCAAACGGACAAGGAGAGCAAACUUUCCGGAUCGAUGCUCGAAGUGGUACUAUAUCGACACGAAGUGCUUUGGAUCGUGAAGCGGUAGAAAUGUAUAAACUAAUCGUAUCUGCUUCCGAUAUGGCUACAUUGCAAACCGAGCGGCGUUCAGCGACAGCAACGGUCAUAGUGAAAAUUUUAGAUGACAAUGAUAAUUACCCACAGUUCAGUGAAAGGACAUACACAGUUCAAGUUAGCGAAGAUCAAUGGACCAAUGAAAACAAUGUUAUAACACACAUUCAAGCCACAGAUUCCGAUCAAGGAAACAAUGCUGCUAUUAGAUAUGCUAUCAUCGGUGGAAAUACCCAGUCUCAGUUUUCAAUUGAUUCCAUGAGCGGUGAUGUGUCUCUGGUAAAACCCUUGGAUUACGAGAGCGUCAGAAGCUAUAGAUUGGUAAUACGUGCACAAGAUGGUGGUAGUCCAUCGCGCAGCAAUACCACACAACUCCUUGUUAAUGUGCUGGAUGCCAAUGAUAAUGCACCUCGUUUCUACACAUCACAGUUCCAAGAGGCAGUAUUGGAAAGCGUUCCCGUUGGUUACAACAUAGUACGUGUGCAAGCUUAUGAUUCUGACGAAGGAGCAAAUUCAGAAAUCUCUUAUAACAUACGAGACAGAGAUGAUAAUCUGCCACUUGCUGUUGACUCCCGCACAGGCUGGAUUCACACAACGAAGCCUUUAGAUCGUGAAGAAAGGAGUAGGUAUAGUUUUCAAGUCAUUGCCAUGGAUGGAGGAAUACCACCCAAGUCUGCAAGCACCUCGGUUGUUGUUACAAUUCAAGACGUAAAUGAUAAUGAUCCAACGUUCAGCCCAAAAUAUUACGAGGCAACCAUCGCUGAAGAUCAACCACCAGGGACACCUGUGACAACAGUUACCGCUACCGAUCCCGAUGAAGAUUCUCGAUUGCACUACGAAAUAACCGCUGGAAAUACUAGAGGCCGGUUUUCGAUAACGUCUCAGAAUGGUCGCGGAUUGAUAACAAUCGCUCAACCGUUAGAUUACAAGCAAGAGCGCAGAUUUGCAUUGACAAUUACUGCCACCGAUAGCGGUCAGAGAACUGAUACAGCGAUUGUCAACAUUAAUAUCACUGAUGCUAACAAUUUCGCACCAGUUUUUGAGAAUGCUCCUUAUACGGCAUCAGUUUUUGAAGAUGCACCAAUCGGCACUACAGUUUUAGUUGUCUUCGCAACAGACAGUGAUGUCGGCGUAAACGCUCAGAUAACGUAUCUGUUGAACGAUGAAUCUGUUAAUGGUUUAGGGUCUAACGAACCGUUCAGUAUUAAUCCACAAACAGGAGCAAUUGUUACAAAUGCACCUUUAGAUCGUGAAACAAUGAGUGGUUAUUUGCUAACAGUGACAGCAAAAGAUGGCGGUAACCCUUCACUAAGUGACACUACCGAUGUAGAAAUUAGCGUUACAGAUAUAAACGAUAAUGCACCGCAGUUCAAAGUUCCAUUGUACCAAGCAACGAUAGCAGAAGACGCACUCAUCGGGACAUCAGUUGUUCAAGUUGCAGCUACUGAUAUUGAUAUGGGAUUGAACGGCAGAAUAAAAUACACGCUUAGCUCAAAGGACAUCGAAGAUGGAUCAUUUGUGGUGGAUCCCACGUCAGGAGUGAUCCGCACCAAUAAAGGAUUGGACAGAGAAAGCAUUGCAGUUUAUCAUCUUGUGGCGAUUGCAUCAGAUAAAGGAACACCUACGUUAAGCAGUACAGUGGAGGUUCAAAUACGGUUAGAUGAUGUAAAUGACUCUCCACCUACAUUCGCAUCCGACAAAAUCACAUUGUAUGUUCCAGAAAACAGCCCUGUCGGAUCUGUGGUGGGUGAAAUUCACGCUCAUGAUCCGGAUGAGGGUGUAAAUGCAAUAGUACAUUACUCAAUUAUCGGCGGAGAUGAUUCGAAUUCAUUUUCCUUAGUGACGAGACCAGGAUCGGAGCGGGCUCAGCUUUUGACUAUGACGGAAUUGGAUUACGAAUCUAGCAAAAAGCGGUUCGAGCUUGUGAUACGAGCAGCAAGUCCUCCGUUGCGAAAUGAUGUUCAUGUUGAUAUUUUGGUGACAGAUGUAAAUGACAAUGCCCCAAUAUUGCGCGAUUUCCAAGUCAUAUUCAAUAACUUUAAAGAUUGCUACCCAAGCGGUGUUUUCGGAAAAAUACCUGCAUUCGAUGCAGAUGUAACUGAUAAACUGACAUAUCGAAUCUUAUCCGGCAACAAUGCAAACUUGGUCAAAUUGAACAGCUCAUCUGGAGGAUUGACUUUAAGUCCACAACUAAAUACAAACGUUCCUAAAUUUGCUACUAUGGAAGUAUCGGUGACUGACGGAAUAAACGAAGCCAAGGCAAUAAUGCAACUAAUCGUACGUCUAGUAACAGAUGACAUGUUGUUCAAUUCAGUGACCAUCCGAUUAGAUGAAAUGACGGAAGAGGCAUUCCUAUCACCAUUGCUAAACUUCUUUCUUGACGGAUUGGCAGCAAUUAUACCAUGUCCCAAAGAAAAUAUUUAUUUGUUUUCGAUUCAGGACGACACGGACGUCAAUUCAAGGAUUUUGAAUGUCAGUUUUUCAGCACGACGUCCAGACGUUGCCUUUGAAGAGUAUUACAGUCCGCAAUACUUGCAGGAACGCGUGUAUCUGAAUCGAGCCAUAUUGGCUAGAUUAGCUACCGUUCAAGUAUUACCAUUUGAUGAUAAUCUUUGCGUUAGAGAGCCUUGCUUGAAUUACGAACAAUGUAUUACGGUAUUGAAAUUUGGCAAUGCAACGGGAUUUAUCCAUAGUGAUACUGUACUAUUUCGACCUAUCUAUCCAGUCAACACAUUUGCUUGCAAAUGUCCGGAGGGAUUUACUGGCAGCAAAGAACACUACCUUUGUGAUACGGAGGUUGACCUAUGUUACUCAGAUCCUUGUCAGAAUGGAGGAAAGUGUGUGCGGAGAGAAGGGGAUUACACAUGUGUUUGUACCGAAUCACACACAGGAGUGAACUGUGAGACGGAGAUUAAAAGCCUUAAACCAUGUGCAGCUGAUCAAUGUGGAGAAGGUUUCAGUUGCUUAUCACAUACACUAAAUACUCCUCACAGCCCGACUUAUACAAAAACGUGUGAACUUACAUCGCGCUCGUUUACCAGAAACUCGUUCCUUACAUUCGCCAGUUUGAAGCAACGUCAUAGGUUCAAUAUUAAGAUGAGUUUUGCAACAGUUCGAGACAAUGGUUUGCUUCUGUAUAAUGGAAGAUACAAUGAGCAACAUGAUUUCAUUGCAUUGGAAGUCAUUAACGGAAAGGUGACGUUUUCCUUUUCACUUGGUGAUAAAAUUGAAUCGAUUGCUGUACAUCGUAACCAACGCAUAUCUGAUGGGAAUUGGCAUACAGUGGAGGUAAUAUACUUCAAUCGCACUGUCACUCUGACAGUGGACAACUGUGACAUUGCAUUGGCACUAGCAGAUCUUGGACAACGAUGGAACUGCGCCAAUCAGACGACAAUGGUAUUGGAUCGUAGAUGUUCCUCGCUCACAGAAUCUUGUCAUCGAUUUCUGGAUCUAACCGGACCGCUACAGAUAGGUGGAUUGCCGAGAAUUCCAACACAUUUUCAAAUCCAAUCUCACGAUUUUAUUGGAUGCAUAUCGGACCUUUACAUCGAUCACCGUUACAUAGAUCUGAAUUCUUUCAUCGCCGAUAAUGGCACAAUCGCGGGUUGUCCACAAAAAUCAGCCUCAUGUGCAUCAGAGCCGUGUUUCAAUGGUGGAACUUGUCGAGAAGGUUGGGGUGAAGGAUGGGAAUGUGAUUGUCCGGAUGGAUUUUCCGGAAAUGCUUGCCAGGAAUCAGUUACAAUACCCUGGCGUUUCAACGGGGAUGGAAUUUUGAGCUUCAAUCCAUUGCUUCGUCCAAUUCAACUUCCAUGGUUAACAGCUCUUUCGAUAAGAACCCGCCAAAAAGAUGCCUUCUUGAUGCAAAUACAAGUUGGUCAAAACAGCUCCGUUAUUGUAUCUUUACGAGAUGGCGUGCUGUAUUAUACGUAUAAUGCGGAGCCCAUGUUCCUUGCUGGAACAAAUUUAGCGGAUGGAAAAUGGCAUCGGAUAGAAAUCAAGUGGUUGGGAACGGAAGUGUCACUCUCUGUGGAUUAUGGUCAGCGUGCUGGAUUAUUGCCCAUGACUCAAAAAAUACAAGGCCUCUACGUUGGCAGAAUUGUUAUUGGUGGCUCGGAGAGCAGCAUUUCGGGUUAUGGCGACUAUGGUUUCUAUGAAGGAUGCAUACAGGAUGUUCGUGUAGGAGGUACUCAAUCAGUUCUUAAUCGCCCCACUAUCCGAGAAAACGUGAUUGAUGGAUGCAUGUCUAAUUCAAAAUGUCCUGAUAGUUGCCCAGAACAUUCAACGUGUGUUAUGAGUUGGGACGAAGCGCAUUGUGAAUGCGUUCAUGGCUACGUUGGAGAAAGCUGCUUACCUGUUUGCACAGCUAAGCCCUGUUCAGACAAUGGACAGUGUCGUGCUGAUAUGAUGAGCCAAAAGGGUUAUCAUUGUCAGUGCAAUAGCACCGCGAAUUCAGGAGAUUACUGCGAAAUUACAACACAACAGCCCUGUCCUGCUGGCUGGUGGGGAGAACGAGGGUGUGGACCAUGUAAAUGCAAUUUAAAACAGGGCUAUCAUCCAGAUUGCAACAAAAUGACUGGUCAAUGUUAUUGUAGGGAAAACCACUAUCAAAUGGUAAAUGACACAUCUUGUCUACCAUGUGAGUGCUACGCAGUAGGAUCAUACGGAAAAUCAUGCAACAAUUCCGGUCAAUGCGAGUGCCGUGAAGGAGUGAUAGGAAGACGUUGCGAUUCCUGCUCGAAUCCAUAUGCGGAAGUGACACUUAAUGGAUGUGAAGUAGUUUACGAUGCUUGCCCUAAAUCUUUUUCUGCUGGAGUAUGGUGGCCUAGAACAACAUUCGGCGAGGUUGCUGUGGAAAAUUGUCCUUUACCAGCUAGAGGCAAGGGCGUUAGACAAUGCGACAUUGAACACGGCGGAUGGGGCCAACCGGAUAUGUUCAACUGUACAUCAGAAAAAUUCUUGGAUCUUCGGAAACAGUUAUCUCAAAUAGAAACGGAGGGACUUGAGCUAAAUACGUUCAUAUCUGUUAAAAUUGCUGCCACUUUACAAAGCGCUACUUCUAGUUAUGGUAAAGCAAAAGAAGAUCGUCCAGAUUCAAUGCGCACGUAUGCAUUUGAAUCGUCUUUUACUUCGAAAAACUCGCUAUGGCAACCAAAUGAUUUUGAAUUUGACUAUUUUUACGAUGUGCAAAAUGCGAUUCCAAGCAAAUUAUAUGGUGCCGAUAUAUUGGUAACGGAACGAUUACUGCAUGAAUUGAUCAACUAUGAAUCACGACAGAAUGGUUUAAAUCUGUCUCACAGUCAAGAUAAGCAUUAUAUAAAAAAUCUAGUUGAAAGUGCAGGAAUUAUAUUAGACGUUCAAUACAAAAACGAGUGGAAAAGAUUAACGGAAUUGACCCAAAGGGGUCCAAAUGAUCUAGUAGAGGCAUUCAACAAAUAUAUGCUUAUUCUGGGUCGUUCGCAGCAUGAUACCUAUACAAACCCAUUUGAAAUAGUUCACAGUAAUGUGGCCUAUGGCUUGGACAUAGUCACUGCGGAAUCAUUGUUCGGUUAUGAGCCACAAUUGCUGACAGGAUAUCACAGAAAUAGCAAAUCUAAUAUGUUCACUACCGAAAGUGUUAUUUUACCCGACACAAGCGCAUUCUUACAACAUGCAAACAAACAAAAAUAUCCCUUAAUUUCGUUUCCAAAGUAUAAUAAUUAUAUUCAAGAUAAAACGAAAUUUGAUCGACACAGCAAAAUUAUGAUUCCGCUAGACAUGUUGGGGAUCACACAGCCUGACAGAAAUGAAGUAACUAACUCCAUUAGCGAUUAUCGAGCAAUAGUCGGGUAUGCACAAUACAAGGAUGCUGGUGCUAUUUUUCCAUUAAAUUUUGAUGAAACCAUCACUCGAAGAUGGGGUGUCGAUGUUCGAAUUGCUAGCCCAGUUCUAACACUCAACGUAUUGGUACCAAGUAUUGAUAAACCCACCGAAGAAAAGACAACGAGUGAUAAUUCGGAUUAUUUGGAAAAGUACUCAACGAAAGAUACUGAAGUAUUUUCGUCGUCACAUCAUGAGCAACUCAGUGAAAAACUGGCGAAUGAAAUAAAAAUAUCAAUUCAUGAUAUGAGCGAACAUGAUAACCUUGAGAGCUUAGAUGAACAUCCCCAAAUUAUAAUGAGCAUCGACGAGAAUCCUUUUGAAACGUCCAAUCCACCAGAAGCAAUAGUGUUAUCAUCCAGUUCGAUUGACAACGAAGCAACAUACGAUAUGGACGACGCAAUAUACACGAAAAUACAAAAACGAAGCGUUUUACAAUUGGCCACUAACCACGAUAACCUGGAUAAACCAAUUGAAUACAAACCAUUAGGUAGUCCCCAUUUACCCCAGCCAAUUAAGUUACUAAUGUGGCUACACAUACCUAGAAGCUGGUUUGGACCUCGCUCAAACCCUCAGUGUGUGCGAUGGAAUGCCCACGUGAAUCUGUGGACACGAUUAGGUUGUCAAACGGAGAUUCCGGAUUAUGACUUGCUGCCAAUAAAUGAAAGCGUGCUGAUCAACUGCACUUGCAGCCAAAUAUCCAGUUAUGCCGUGCUCGUAGAUGUAAUCGACCCAGAAAUUAUUCCGGAACCAUCGCUACUGGUUCAAAUCACGUCGUUUUCAGCAUUCCUCAUAUCCUUGCCUGUGUUGUUUGCUGUGAUUAUAUCCCUGGCUCUUCUGCGAGGUCUGCAAACCAAUUCAAACACCAUCCAUCAGAAUUUACUGUUUUGUAUUUUUAUCGCUGAGCUGCUGUUUUUCAUUGGCAUCCAAGCACGGAGAGAGCUAAUCGAUAAUGAGUUCUCUUGCAAACUGGUUGCGAUUGUGUUACACUAUGCGUGGCUGGCGGCAUUCGCAUGGACAACGGUGGAUUGUGUCCACUUGUAUCGCAUGUUGACAGAAAUGCGUGACAUCAACCAUGGUCCAAUGGGUUUCUACUAUACGUUAGGGUACGGUGCCCCGGCCCUUAUAGUGGGACUUUCUGUAGGAGUCCGAGUUCAUGAAUAUGGAAACAACAUGUUUUGCUGGUUGUCUGUAUACGAAUCUGUAAUAUGGUGGUUAGUAGGACCUAUCGUUAUAAUGUCCAUAGUGAAUCUCCUGAUCUUGUUCCUGUCAGUAAAAGCUGCCUUCACUAUAAAGGACCAUGUGCUAGGAUUUGGAAAUCUUCGAACUCUACUAUGGCUUUCUGUAGUUUCUCUGCCAUUGAUGGGUAUAAUGUGGGUUCUUGCGGUAUUAGCUGCGUCGGAUAGUUCCCAAACAUUGAAAGUGUUGUUGUCAGCAGUUUUGAUCAUACAUGCCUUUUUCUCCAUUGUUGGUUAUUGCAUAAUAAAUAAGCGUGUACGGGAAAACUUGCACAGGACAUUUUUGAGGUGCCUAGGGAGGAAAGUACCAUUGCUCGAUUCAUCUUUAGCGGUGAGUAGCAGUUCUCAAAACAUUGGACAAACAUCAAAAACUCCAGGAUUCUCAAGUCAAUAUGAGACUGCAAGACGAAACAUAGGAAUAAGCACCUCCAGUACGACGUCCCGGAGUACUGCAAAAACUAGUUCGAGUCCAUACAGUGAUGGACAAUUCCGACAUACGUCAACAUCCACAUCCAACUAUAAUUCCAACAGUGAUGGUGUACCGUCAUAUAUGCGUAGUUAUGAAGGAAAUGCUUUGCGUAAAAUCAAGGAAUCCAGCGGUAGUUCUCCACACAGUAGAAAAGGACGGCGUCAUAGACGCGAUUCAGAUUCCGGAAGCGAAACAGAUGGCAGAAGCCUGGAACUUGCCUCUAGCCAUUCAAGUGAUGAUGAAGAAUCACGCGUUGGUCGUAACAGUAGCACGCACCGCAGCUCUGCAGUUUGUUCUACCAGCUAUCUGCCAAACAUUACAGAACAUGUCACAACACCUCCGGAAUUGCAUGUCGUGCAGAGUCCUCAGCUCUUUCCAAACAUCAAUUCUUCGAGGUGGUCGAGUCAAGCUCCUGAAUCAUACUUGGGAAAUACGAAUGCUGGACGUUGGUCCCAGGAAACCGGAUCUGACAAUGAAGCUCACCCUCAUAAUUCGCCAAAUGUCUUGCCCAGUCCAGAUAUAACAGACACAUCAUAUUUACACCAAAAUCGCAUGAACAUGCCCCCUUCUAUACUGGAAAAUAUUCAAGAGAGUUAUAACUAUUCUAACCAAGACUUGAGAAAUGAUAAGUACAGCAAUCAUGGAAACGAAAAAUAUUCUGAAGAAUACAAAGAUUAUGAAGAAGACCACCAACAUGAUCCAAUGCAUUACAUAACUAGCGGAGGAAUGAAUCAUUUAUCCGGAUCAACGCAAGUGAUUAAUCACAUGCGGUCAUACAAUCAUGAAAGUCCUUAUGGUUUCAAAGAAUCUCUUUAUGAGAGGUCCAGAACACUUGGCUAUAAGGCUGAAUCGCCUUACAUGUCGAAAGAGCGAAUAUCUUCUGAUUUGUAUAGUCCAAGGGCUGAUGCGCAUGGAUCGUUCAAGUCAAGUGUUCAAUCAUUAUUAAAAAAUGAUUAUCAACGACACAAACACGGCGCUGAUUCUGAUCGUAUGUCAGAAGGAUCGGACAAAAAUCCAUAUAAUUUCCCAUAUACAGCUGAGGAAGACCAUUCAAGUCACACAACAAUGAGAUCGAACGAAGGGGCCGCACAAGCAAUCCACCGAUUUAAUAACGCUUCCUCAAUACAACCAAUGGCGCCUUUAACGAACCUUAAAGAUAAUAACGAAUGGUGUUGGGAUCGACUAAAAAGUUUGGAUUAACCUUUACAUUUAAGAAUGCUCCAGAGUCCGAGUAAGGAGGGCAUAUCGACGACGAUGAGACAACCGUUUAAGAUGAAACGUUUUGGAGUCCAAUUUCAUAUAUUACUAGCGAAUUGGGAAGCACGAAUUUCACUAAGAAGCUUAUUUGAAGAUUUUUUUUUUAAAUUUAAACCAUGCUGGAAGGCUACUAGUAUACAUUUCAAUCUCAUAGAAUCAUUAACUGAAAUUUGUGUCUUCUAAAUUUCGAGAUAGGUCAGGAGCCAGGCAUUUGGACGCCACUUUUAUAUUCUGGUAUUAUCGUGAAGCAUGCCACCGAACAUCGAACAUUUGGACGACAUUUACACAAUAGCAUGAAAGCUGUACACAUAAUUUCCUCAGGAUAGUUUCAAUAUGUUAUAUAAAAAUCGCUAACCCAUAAAAGAAGAAAAUAAUGGUGUAUCUGUAAUAUGUAUAAAAUGAACAAAUAAUUAUUUAAAACCUUAUGGCACACUAUCGCAAAAUGUUAUAACGAUAUGAAAUAUUUUAUUUGCAUAUUGCAAUGCGCGUCAACUCAAAAAGCAGCGUACUUUAUGCGCUGUCUUUCGUAUAUGUAAAUAUGGCGUGCAUUUUUAAACUACGGGGCUUGAAUGGUAAAGUACUUAAAAAAAACGCAUUUUAAUACUCUUCCCAGAGUAAGACCAUAUUAUACUUGAAUUCCUUUAUUUCGUAAUUCAGCGUUUAGUCAUUUCGUAUUUUUAUGUUCCUGACUGUUGAAAUACUCUCGUUCGCCAAUUUUCGAAAUUCUAAUUUUACAGAAUAGUACAUUUCGGUUACUGUCAGAACAUUCCCUGUUUGGCGUACAGAAAAACAUGAUUGGAGCCAAUCGAGCAUGACGUCACGGUGCCCUCGGUGACGCAUAAUACUAAGUGACGCCAUGCUCGAUUCGUUCUGAUUAACCGAAGAAAAAAAAUAUUAAAUAUAUGCCUUUAUUUCAUAGGUUGCAACAUAAAACGUGUUAUUUAUUAUAUUAUUAUUAGUAAAUUUUAGUUAUGAUGUCAUUCAAAGCCCUGCUUUUAUUAGAAAAGGUUAUGUUUAAUUUUCAUGCUAUCGAGCUUUGGAUCUUUAUUUAGAAAAGAUGCAUUUAAGUAUUCAAAAUUAGUAUUAUGCGUUCUAUGUUAGCAACAUUAUCAAAAAAAGUCUGAUGUAUGUAGGUGAAGAAGCUCUGGUAACGCAUAUUAAAAAUUUAAUAUUGAUUAGUGACUGAUUAAGAAAUGUGUGCUUACACAUCGAUUGACAGAUACGGUCAAUCCGGGGUCAUACACAAAUUAUGUGACGCAAGUUCAAGCCAAAUGACACUUCAAAGGAGAUUUCCAAAACAUGUUUGGGUUUCCACUGUCCAGUGCUGAAAAAAUCAUUUCGUCAACCACCAAUUCAACCACCUACCGUUUAUUUUAGAAGCUGAACCCGAGAUAUAUUAAAAACUUGUGCGGCUAGUCCAGUUCUACAAGAAAGUCACGGACAACCGCUAUUUUUCGAAUAUUUAAAGUAAAUGUCGCGGACUACCUUCGAAAAAUGCCAAUUGAUAUUCACCAUGAAUAUCAUUGGAAUUUGUCGAAGACAGUUCGUGACAUUUACCUUAAAUAUUCGAAAAAGAGCAGGUUUUGCGUGACUUUCUUGUAGAAUUGGUCUAGCCGCACAAUUUGUUCAUAUACCAUAUUCUCAGCUUCAGCUUCUAAAAUGAGCUGUAGGUGGUUGACGAAAUGAAUUUUUCAGCAAUGCCACUGUCUGCGGAGCUCUCCUCCUGUUCCUUAAUGUGUUACGUAAUUUAAGAUAGUCACGGCAGUAAGCACAGUGUGAGGGCGCGCGCCGUUGUAAAAAGUAUUGUCGUCGCGGUUGAAACCCGAAGUUUCCCCACACCCGACAAACGAAUUUUCUCAAAAUCCAUACAUGAAACCUAACGUCGGACGUAGUGCGCUGGACAGCGGACCUGACUCUAUCCAGCGCACUGUGCCCGAUGUACGUCCGACACACGGUUUAGGAGAAAACUCGAUUUUCGCGUGUCAAAAAAUCCGAUUUUCAGCUGCACGAACAAUACAACACCACAAAAAACCCUCCCUUGUCGUAUACAACGCGGUGCAGUUCGAGGAUUCAACAGGCACGCGUCCUGAAGGGUUAAAGAACAUCACAAGAUUAGCGUCUAGACUUACGCCGAUUAAGCCUUCCACAGGGUGACCCACACUUAUAUGAAAAAAAAAAAAUUGAAAAAUGCAAAGUCUUACUUCCUUAAUCGGUUAUUUUGGACUUCCAGAAGCUACGUUCAAAAUUUGAGCAAAAUCGAUUAAGCCUAAGGGGGCACUCAAUGUGCUUGAAGUUUGCAUGGGAAAACGUGGCCAAAUAUAUACAGAAAUCUUAGGUUUUCGAUUUUUGCCGCUAGUCUGUUAAUAAAGUUAUACUUUAGGUAAAGUGACGCGAGACAUUAUGGUUGUUUUUCCAGUACAUGUAAAGCAAUUACAGUAAAGGCAUAAUAUCAAUAAUGAAAUCUCAAUACUUCACCUCACCAAACAUAAUAUUUCUGCAUAUAUUUGACCACGUUUUCCCUUACAAACUUUUAGAACUUUGAGCGCCCCCUUAGGCUUAAUCGAUUUUGCUCAAAUUUUGAACGUAGCUUUUGGGAGUCCAAAACAACCGAUUCAGGGAGUAAGACUUUGCAUUUGUUUUUCAUAUAAGUUUGGCCCACCCUAUUCCACAGUGUCCAAUAUUUCUAUUCGUAAUAAAUGCAAGAGCUUGCUCAUUAUUUCAAUGUACUACCAAGUGUAUUUAAAUAUGUGUAAAACAUUUUUUUUAAAUAGUUUAUAAAUCAACAAUGCUUAAUGCUAUAUAUGGGCAGAAAAGGGUUAAUAUUCAAGUUAACAGAACACUCGAACGAUAUGCCUUAAAUAUAUUGGAUGAUGUAAAUUUACUGUUUUUUUAAUCAAUAUGUAUAU
Aedes albopictus (Asian tiger mosquito) is the source of this 14291-nucleotide messenger RNA. RefSeq names its product protocadherin-like wing polarity protein stan (gene stan). Gene Ontology annotation, cellular component: plasma membrane. Gene Ontology annotation, biological process: G protein-coupled receptor signaling pathway; homophilic cell-cell adhesion; cell surface receptor signaling pathway. Lineage: Eukaryota; Metazoa; Arthropoda; Insecta; Diptera; Culicidae. Gene Ontology annotation, molecular function: calcium ion binding; G protein-coupled receptor activity. Bases 904 to 11328 code for a protein of 3474 amino acids. The record is from RefSeq and is a predicted model, not a curated record. The transcript has 10 exons.